Molecule: messenger RNA, 1554 nt
Organism: Orycteropus afer afer
Lineage: Eukaryota; Metazoa; Chordata; Mammalia; Tubulidentata; Orycteropodidae
Gene: PSMD7
Product: proteasome 26S subunit, non-ATPase 7
Biological process (GO): proteasome-mediated ubiquitin-dependent protein catabolic process
Cellular component (GO): proteasome regulatory particle; proteasome complex
Molecular function (GO): metallopeptidase activity; protein binding
Source: RefSeq, a predicted model, not a curated record
CGGUGUUCGCGGGUCGCCGAGAGCCGGGCCUGGCCGUUGGGGUGUGUCGUGAUGCCGGAGCUGGCGGUGCAGAAGGUGGUCGUGCACCCCUUGGUGCUGCUCAGUGUGGUGGAUCACUUCAACCGAAUAGGCAAGGUUGGAAACCAGAAGCGUGUUGUUGGUGUGCUUUUGGGGUCAUGGCAAAAGAAAGUACUCGAUGUAUCUAACAGUUUUGCAGUCCCUUUUGAUGAAGAUGACAAAGAUGAUUCUGUUUGGUUUUUAGACCAUGAUUAUUUAGAAAACAUGUAUGGAAUGUUUAAGAAGGUCAAUGCUAGGGAAAGAAUAGUUGGGUGGUACCACACAGGCCCUAAACUACACAAGAAUGACAUCGCCAUCAAUGAACUCAUGAAAAGAUACUGCCCAAACUCAGUAUUGGUCAUUAUUGACGUGAAGCCAAAGGACCUGGGGCUGCCCACAGAAGCAUACAUUUCCGUGGAAGAAGUUCAUGAUGAUGGAACUCCAACCUCAAAGACAUUUGAGCAUGUAACCAGUGAAAUUGGAGCUGAGGAAGCUGAGGAAGUUGGAGUUGAACACUUGUUACGAGACAUCAAAGACACGACAGUGGGUACUCUUUCCCAGCGUAUCACAAACCAGGUCCAUGGUUUGAAGGGACUGAACUCCAAGCUUCUGGAUAUCAGGAGCUACCUGGAGAAAGUGGCCACAGGCAAGCUGCCCAUUAACCACCAGAUCAUCUACCAGCUGCAGGAUGUCUUCAACCUGUUGCCUGAUGUCAGCCUGCAGGAGUUUGUCAAAGCCUUUUACCUAAAGACCAACGACCAGAUGGUGGUGGUGUACUUGGCCUCAUUGAUUCGCUCUGUGGUUGCCCUGCACAACCUCAUCAACAACAAGAUUGCCAACCGGGAUGCAGAGAAGAAAGAAGGGCAGGAAAAAGAAGAGAGCAAAAAGGAUAGAAAAGAUGACAAAGAUAAAGAUAAGGAAAAGAGCGAUGUAAAGAAAGAAGAGAAAAAGGAGAAAAAAUGAAACAUGUAGCUUUUUUAAUUUGUAAAUUAAAAUCGUAUAAACUAAAUCAGUGUGCCGCUAGAGGGUUGUUUUCACUUUAAGUGCUUUUUAAAAAGCUGUAUUGAUGAGCGCUCUCUGCCUCAGGUCACUCUUGCUGUGGUAUUACAUGGAAAGGAAUGGAUAGAGGGACUGAUCUUGUACCUAAACUGCAGCUUUGGCUGGUAGGAGAGUUGGGAAUAUGAUAGUUGGCUCAGGCUAAAGAUUGUGUGAGAAAAGUGAAGAAGAGUACAUGUAAAAUUUGGUACUGUUGAUUCUUAACAAAACCAAGAGUUGAGUUUUCCCAGUGUUGAAAGACUCUUGGAGUUGUUUCUGGCAGAUGCAAAGUUGCUAAUGGAACACAUGAAUUCCCUAAGUGCUCUGCCUCGUAACACCUUGAGUUCUGACCUCUGCAUUGAGAAUACUGUACCACGGGACCCUUUGGACCUGUAGCUCUGGCAUCCACAGAGCUUGGGAUCCUGCUCCAUGUAUUGUUUACCUUCAAAGAUGCAAUUAAAU